Clonostachys rhizophaga is the source of this 1497-nucleotide messenger RNA. The record is from the annotation of a GenBank genome assembly. Lineage: Eukaryota; Fungi; Ascomycota; Sordariomycetes; Hypocreales; Bionectriaceae.
AUGAUAGGCACCAGCCGAGCGGAGCUGUACUUCAUCCGCGUCUCCAUCAUCGUCUUCCGCUACACACCCGCAAUAUGUGCCUUCGCUCUCCUCCUGCUCUACCUUUCCGGCAUCAACUCAUCAUGGAAGAUCUUUGCCACGGUCAUAUUGGCACUCUCCCUGGCUGCAGAGGGCCUCUUCUACCUUCUGGCUUGGCGGCCAGCCCAGGCUCGCCUGCGCCUCAAAGCCGUGUAUCCCCCUCCAUUGACGUCGCCCGAGCGUAGAGUGCUGUUUGAGAAGUGCAUAGAAAACAUGCAGUCGCCUGAACGAUACCUCCAAGGUUGGUUCCUCGGCGCAGAUCUGCAGGACAUCCGGCGAGAAAACCUGAGAGAGUUCAUAAUGUGGGCCUUCUUUGAUCGUGAGGAGACGGAUUUCGGCGACUGGAGCGCAUCCGAGGAGCAGGACAUGGACUACUUCAUCCAUCUGAUUGAGGAGCGGCUGGGGAAGACUAUUGAGCCUGGCCGUACCCCAGUCAAGAGUCUUCGCCUCAACAUUGACGGCAUCCACACAACCUACCGAAGUCUUGCCUGGUACAUUGUCAUUUUCUUUGUGGACCAAUUCACCCAUGUCGCGCUUUGGUUUCAUGGCUUCCAGUACUUUACUGCUGAAUCAAAUCGCGAAGUCUUUCCUCCGAGGCCGCAAAGGUUUCUCACAGCUCACCAGUCGGAGGCUCCCGGGCUCAGUUAUUGGUACUCCCCGCGCCAGGAGGUCGAUGACACCAAUAUGCCGAUUAUCUUCUUCCACGGUAUUGGCGUAGGCCUCUUGACAUAUAUCCGGUUCUUGGCUGGCCUAAAGAAGAGCAACCGGGCAGGUAUCAUUGCCAUCGAAACUCUACCCAUCUCAUUCCGCCUGGCCUCUUCCCCUCUGGACAGGGUGGAAUUUCUGGGCCAGGUCAAUCUCAUACUCGAUCACCACAACUGGGACACGUUUGCCAUCGCCACCCAUUCCUAUGGCUCAGUACAGGCUGCCCACAUACUCCACUCGCCGAGCAUGCGAUCUAGGGUCAGCGCUAUUGCAAUGAUCGACCCUGUAACCGUCAUGCUUCACCUGCCCCCUGUGGCUUACAAUUUCACUCGCCGACUCCCUAGUCGUGCAAAUGAGUGGCAGCUAUGGUACUUUGCGAGCACAGAUCCAGGUGUCGCUCACUGUCUCGGUCGGCAUCUGUUCUGGCGGGACACCAUUAUUUGGAAGGAUGAUCUGGUCCAAAGGCGUGGAUCAGACGGAAGCAAGAUUGGAAAUAGACGGGUGGCUGUCAUACUCUCGGGUCAAGAUAUCAUUGUUGAUGUUCCCAGCGUGGCCAAAUAUCUUGAAUCGAGGGGGCAGGAUGUAUUAGACCUGAACGGCGACGGCAAAGUUCUUGUGAAGGUGUUCCCGGAGCUUGACCACGCGCAGGUAUUUGACUAUCGUGCGGCAUGUGAUGAAGCGAUCGACAUUGUCACGUCGUGUUGCGACGCAUAG